UAUGCCCCCAAAAAUCCUCCCCAGAAAAGACUUCAAAAAAAAAUCACCGCAUCAUCAUCAGAUCAAAAUCUCUCCCUCUGCCUACACAAAUACGAGUAAAAAUGUACGGAGAGAAAUUUCUUGAUCAGUCCGAUUAUGCCUUUCUUGAAUCUGUUCGCAUGCAUUUGCUAGGCGAACCUACUUCUCCUACCACUGCCAGCAGCCGCUUUAAUCCAGCAAUUACUAACAGUGCAAUGUCAACAGCAGCAGCAACCACCCCUGCUACUUGUACUCCAGUCCCUGUUUAUUGCAGGAGCACAAGCUUCGGCAGCUUGUACCCUUGCUUAACAGAAAACUGGGGAGACUUGCCACUCAAAGUCGAUGAUUCUGAGGAUAUGUUCCUUUACGGGGGCCUCCGCACCGCCGUCACCGUUGGGUGGGUCCCAUCACUCAAAACCGAUCAAUUCAUUGAGCCCAAUCUUCCAGCUGUGAAGUUAGAACCCUCUGAGAACUUGACGAUAUCCCCUCCGCGCAAGGAGGCGCCGAAAGCUGAUCCGGCGGUGGUUCCGUCCAAGGGGAAGCAUUACCGGGGUGUGAGGCAGCGGCCGUGGGGGAAGUUCGCGGCUGAGAUUAGGGACCCUGCGAAGAAUGGUGCCCGGGUUUGGUUGGGGACAUUCGCGACGGCGGAGGAUGCAGCGUUGGCUUACGACCGUGCUGCCUAUAGAAUGCGUGGGUCGAGGGCGUUGUUGAAUUUUCCGUUGAGGGUGAAUUCCGGCGAGCCUGACCCUGUUAGAGUGACUUCGAAGAGGUCGUCACCGGAGCCGUCAUCGUCGGUGGAGAGUGCGUCCCUGAAGAGGAAGAAGGUUGGUGGCUCGGCGGGUACUGCUACAUUGGUGGCUCAAGCUGGGAUGGAAAUGAGGAACGGGAUUGGGUGUCAAGUGGGUACACAUGGCGAACAAUUAUUGGCUAUCUAGAUAAUGUCGGAAAGUGUAAAACUCGUCACAAUGUGGGAAUUCCCAUAAUUUUGAAAUUGUGAGGGAAGGGGACCCAAAAAAAAAAAAAAAAGCAAUCCCCCAUUCGGAUAAAAUGAAUGUUUGAUUUGUGAAUAGAUUUUUGCUAUUUAACUUAUUUUUGA
Messenger RNA from Populus euphratica (Euphrates poplar), 1114 nucleotides. RefSeq names its product ethylene-responsive transcription factor 1A-like. NCBI's taxonomy places the organism in Eukaryota, Viridiplantae, Streptophyta, Magnoliopsida, Malpighiales, Salicaceae. The coding region runs from base 102 to 953 and encodes 283 amino acids. Gene Ontology annotation, biological process: ethylene-activated signaling pathway; regulation of DNA-templated transcription. Gene Ontology annotation, molecular function: DNA binding; DNA-binding transcription factor activity. The record is from RefSeq and is a predicted model, not a curated record. The transcript has a single exon.